Triticum urartu is the source of this 918-nucleotide messenger RNA. The record is from RefSeq and is a predicted model, not a curated record. Lineage: Eukaryota; Viridiplantae; Streptophyta; Magnoliopsida; Poales; Poaceae.
AGUUGAGAACCUAAACAAGUUCCGGAAUGAAGAGGGUGAUUGCCCAACAUUAGUCUGCACUGAUCUGGCAGCUAGAGGACUAGACCUGGAGGUUGACCAUGUCAUCAUGUUUGACUUCCCAAAAAACUCUAUUGAUUAUCUCCACAGAACAGGGAGAACAGCGCGUAUGGGAGCCAAAGGGAAAGUUACAAGCCUUGUCGCAAAGAAAGAUGUGGGUUUAGCGACAAGGAUCGAGGAUGCCAUGAAGAAAAACGAGAGCUUAGAAUCGCUGACAACUAGCAAUGUCAGGAGGGAUUCCGCCAACUCUCAAAACCCAAGCACCAAGGGAAGGACUUCUGCAAGGUCGGCAAGGAGUUCAGAUGCUCCGAGGGGUAGGUCGGCAAGGAGUUCAGAUGCUCCGAGAGUUGCUAGCCAGAAGGGUAACAAAAGGGGAGUCACACUGUCGAGAAGGUCACCAAAGGUCGCCGUCAAGGACACAACUUCGACCAGAAAGCGGUCGUCGACCAAGAGCCAGCCAUCUUCGUCCAGGAAGCACUCGCCGUCUAAGAACCCGCCGAAGGCCAGGCUGGCAGAGGCCAGAAAGGCCAAGCCGGUGAGAGCUGGGAGCAGCAAGGGCGGCGAGAAGGCCGGGAAGAGCAGCAGAGCCAGGCCGGAGGGUGGGAAGGGGGAUGCUCUGAAUAAGGUGGGAAGUAAGCUGAGCGUGGUUGGGUUCAGAGGGCGCAGCACCGGGAAGUCGGCGCAGGCUUCAUGAUGGUCGAUCUGAGAUAUUUGAUCCUGUAACCUGUAAAUAUCAGUGACUUGGUUUCUGCCAUUUUUUGUGCUUUUCGGCUUACAAUUUUGAUAAACUUUUUUAAAAGAGAAAGAAACAAUUGAGAUCUUACCACGGCAUCCGGAAUAAAAAAAAAUUGUUUGUGCUUU